AAGGCCUACAAAGAACUGUGGAGGCCUUCUGCAUCCUCUGUUUGUGUGCAACGGGGAGACGGACUGCACCAACGGAUCGGAUGAAAGCAACUGCACUCGGGGUAUUAUUAUUAAUAUUUGGUACUUAUUCCAUAUACUUGUACGCAUGACCUUCCAAUGUCAUGAUGUCAGAAACGAGCUGUUCAGCCAUCAGAUAUCAGUGCCACAGCGGUUCCUGCAUCCUCAAGAAGAACGCCAGGUGUGACGAUGUGGUUGACUGUCAGGACGGCAGCGAUGAGGACGACUGCGCUUGUGGGCGCCCCUCCCCUAGAUCCCAUCGUGUUGUGGGCGGAGUCAACUCAGAGGAAGGGGAGUGGCCUUGGCAGGUCAGCCUCCACUUCUCAGGCCACCUGUUCUGUGGCGCCUCCGUCCUCUCCUCCGAUUGGCUCGUCUCAGCAGCCCACUGCUUUAGCAAAGAGAGGCUGUCUGACCCGCGCCGCUGGAGGGCCCACCUGGGCAUGCUGACGCAGGGCGGCGCCAAACACGUGGCCGAGGUCCAGCGCAUUGUCGUGCACGAGUACUACGACGACUACACGUUCGACUACGACAUCGCCCUGCUGAGGCUGAAGAGGGCGUGGCCUCCCUCGAUCGGCCCACUGGUGCAGCCCGUAUGUCUGCCCGCCCCCUCUCACGCCAUCACUGCCAGACACCGCUGCUGGGUCACGGGCUGGGGGUACCGCUCGGAGGAAGGUGAGCUACCUGAACCUCACCUGAUGGUAACUAAAGUUGAAAACAACAUGGAUAUUUCUUUGUCAGCCAGCUACUUCCUGCUUUGCUGA
This is a messenger RNA of Dunckerocampus dactyliophorus (ringed pipefish), 818 nucleotides long. Its product is annotated as transmembrane protease serine 7-like. The record is from RefSeq and is a predicted model, not a curated record. Lineage: Eukaryota; Metazoa; Chordata; Actinopteri; Syngnathiformes; Syngnathidae. The transcript is spliced from 3 exons. Gene Ontology annotation, molecular function: serine-type endopeptidase activity; protein binding. Gene Ontology annotation, biological process: proteolysis. The coding region runs from base 162 to 818 and encodes 218 amino acids.